Nelumbo nucifera (sacred lotus) is the source of this 1553-nucleotide messenger RNA. It is a transcript of the gene WOX11, whose product is annotated as WUSCHEL related homeobox 11. The record is from RefSeq and is a predicted model, not a curated record. Gene Ontology annotation, biological process: adventitious root development. Gene Ontology annotation, molecular function: DNA-binding transcription factor activity; DNA binding. Lineage: Eukaryota; Viridiplantae; Streptophyta; Magnoliopsida; Proteales; Nelumbonaceae.
UUAUGAUCAGUUGAUCACCAAUUCUGCUGAAUAUAUAGAAAAAAACACCUGGAUCAGUUUAUAUGAAGUGAUGAUAGAUGUUGAUGAUAUAUAUAGAUAUAGGGUACUUUAGUAAUUCUGUACUGAAUAGCCAAGAACCCACUGUGAAGGGCAAGUUAAUCUUAACCUCAUGUUGUGCUUUCCUGCAAAGCAGCUUGUCUACUCUGCUGCUGCAAGUAGGGGCAGUAUUGUAAUUUGGAAGUUACUGAGUAACAUUCCCUCCGUGCCUUUUAAAUAGCUUGUGAUGAUAGCUUGUGUGUGUAGUCCUCAUCUUUCUGACUCUGGUUUCUGGUACUUUCCCACCUCUCUCAUUCUCUCAGCAAUGGAAGAUCAAGUUGGAGACGCAAACAAUCCAAGCCAUGGUUCGGAGAGAACUGAACCAGUGAGGUCAAGGUGGACCCCGAAGCCCGAGCAGAUCUUGAUACUUGAGUCUAUCUUCAACAGUGGGAUGGUCAACCCACCCAAAGAUGAAACAGUGAGGAUAAGAAAAUUACUUGAGAAAUUCGGCACAGUUGGGGAUGCAAAUGUCUUCUACUGGUUCCAGAACCGGCGAUCCAGGUCCCGCCGUCGGCAGAGGCAGAUACAAGCUGGGUUGGCAGGCGAUCCACGAAUUCCGGGUCGAGCUACUGGUGCAAUUCAAUAUGAACCAACUUCUACUAGUGCAUGUUUUGCUGCCUCCUCUUCUCCUACUUUCUCUUCAUUUCCAUCUUCUUCUUCUUCAUCAUCUUCUUCUUCUUCUUCUCUUGUUGGUUCUUCUUCGUCUUCAUGUGGAGGUGAUGGUGUUGAUGACCUCUUCGCCAUUUCUCGUCAAAUGGGUGUGCCGGAGACUGAGCAAAGCCCUACUGUUGAUUCGAUCUUGUGCCCUUCAGACACCCCAAAUUUUCACUAUCAAUCUGGUUUGAUAACUGUGUUCAUCAAUGGAAUUCCUACUGAGGUUCCAAGAGGACCACUGGACCUCAGAUCAAUAUUUGGUGAAGAUGUAAUGUUGGUGCAUUCUUCUGGAGUGCCGGUUCCUUUCAAUGAGUACGGAGUUUCAACUCAGAGCUUGCAAAUGGGUGAAACCUAUUUCUUGGUACCGAGACAAAUUUAAAGAUGUCAAGUUGCACCCACCAAUAGGAUCGAUCUUCCUCGUCAAUUUGGAUUGGAGAUAAAUAGCAGGAUUCUAAGAUUACAAUGAGUGCACCUUGUGACUAUCAUUUAUCCUUCUUUGGUCUUUUAUUUUCCUUACCCCUUUUAUCAGUUAACUUGUUUCUUCCAGAGGAACAAUAUGCUCUCAUUGUCGCAGGAGAUAUCGUACAGGGCUUCCAUAUAAAGUCCUGCACAGAUGAUAUAUCAAUGUUGUGCUAAAAAUGAAUCAUAUAUAUUUAGUUGUUAGCUAGAUGAAGACGCAGUUGUUUGGUUCCUAAUUAUGAUUUCUUUAUAGCUCUUUAGUUUGAGCUCUUCUCAUAGAAAACCCAUUUUAUCUUUGAAGUUGAUGAAACUCCGGUAUCAAUAAAUUAAAAUGGUUCUCAUUA